Molecule: messenger RNA, 3103 nt
Organism: Teleopsis dalmanni
Lineage: Eukaryota; Metazoa; Arthropoda; Insecta; Diptera; Diopsidae
Product: protein phosphatase Slingshot-like
Exons: 4
Coding region: 1-3081 (1026 amino acids)
Biological process (GO): actin cytoskeleton organization; negative regulation of actin filament polymerization; protein dephosphorylation
Cellular component (GO): cytoplasm
Molecular function (GO): protein tyrosine/serine/threonine phosphatase activity; actin binding
Source: RefSeq, a predicted model, not a curated record
AUGCAAGUACAUGGCGGCACAACUACAACACAACUUGUGUUGGCAACCAACAUUAUUGUCGAGUAUAAAUCGUUUAUUGAUACAGAAAUGCUCUUAAUACUCGGUCAAAUGGAUGCACCAACAGAAAUAUUUGAUCACGUAUAUUUGGGUUCUGAAUGGAAUGCUAGCAAUCUGGAGGAGUUACAAAAAAAUGGUGUACGACAUAUUUUGAAUGUAACACGCGAAAUUGAUAACUUUUUUCCUGGCAUAUUUGAUUAUUUUAAUGUCCGGGUUUAUGAUGAUGAAAAAACAAAUUUAUUAAAACAUUGGGAUAAUACCUACCGUUAUAUAUCACGUGCCAAAUCGGAAGGUUCCAAAGUGUUGGUUCAUUGUAAGAUGGGUGUGAGUCGUUCUGCUUCUGUGGUUAUUGCUUACGCCAUGAAAGCGUAUAAUUGGGAGUUUGAACAUGCUUUACAACAUGUUAAAGAACGUCGUAGUUGUAUAAAACCAAACAAGAAUUUUUUAAAUCAAUUAGAGACGUACCGUGGUAUGUUGGACGCCAUGAAAAACAAAGAAAAAUUGCAACGCAGCAAAAGUGAAACAAAUCUAAAAAGCACAAAAGAUGCACGUUUACUCCCUGGUAGUGAACCUACACCGUUGAUACAAGCUCUUAAUCAAUCGAAGUCAAAGUCAGCUGGGCAUGGUGUUAGUGUUGAGGUUGGUGAUUGUGAAACUACCGAGGCCAACGAAGUAAAUUUGAAUUGCGAAAGGAUAGCUUAUGUUAAAACCCGCCUGCUUUUACGUCGUUCAAAUAGCAUAUCGCCAAAAAGUAGCAUACAAAGUCAUAAUGUUAUAGUUAUGAAACAGCAAAGUCAGUCGCUAGAAAACUUAACCCCAGAACGAAGCAUUGCGGAUGAGCCGAAAAAUGUGCGUUUUCCGGGAAGCAAUGGUGAAAACUAUAGCGUUACACAAAAUCAAGUAUUACAUAUACAAAAGAAAUCGGUAACUAUACCUACUAGUGGAGAUACAGCACUACCACCAAAUUCAGUUCGUACCAUUGUUCAUGAUUUAGAAGCAGUUAAGGAUAGACGUAAAACUGUAGACGAUCGCAAAGUAUUAAAUUUGCAAUUUGGACGCUCCGUUUCGCAUGACGCCGCAACGCGAACGGAAGAGAAUUUAAGUAAUAACACAGCGCAAGAAUCUGCACACACAAAUAUUACAAAAAGUCCUGUGUGGACAUCAUCCGCUAAGCUUAUAACACAAACGUCGAAUUUAAAAUUACAGCAAUGCGAUAAAGAAACGGAAAAUAUUCAUCCUGCAUUACGUAAAAACAGUCAUGUCAGGAGAAACUCUUCGAGUAGUAAUAAUGAUCCUAGCGCUGAUAUGUUUUCCUCUCAAUUGGAUAAUGUGUUUGCAAAUGAAGAAGAGAAGCGACAUAGACGGAAAACCCAAUCCUGGGCUGCUACAAGUGGUUCAAGCGGUGGCAUAAUCCUGGAAAGUAAUACAUUAAUUAAUAGUGGUAUAGGUAUUAAAGCUAAAGGCUCCAACAGCAGUAUUGAUUCAGCCUCCUCGAGUACUACCUCUACAAUAUAUGAAGGCGUUGUUCGCACACGACCACGUCAACGUGAAUUACCAUCGCGACAUGCAUCUUGGGGUUCGGGUGAUAAUCGCUGUGGCGUGCCCAUCCGCAACAGUUCCUGGGGUCCGUAUGAUACUAAUCGCAAUACCUUCCAAUAUGGUGGCACAGCGAAUUCUGCCAUAUUCGAGGGACAAAUACAUGAACUGAACAUGAGUAAUAAGACUGUCAACUACAAGGCUACGAAUGAACGCCAACAAAACCAACACAGCCACAUAGGCACCGUAAAACGGACAAAACAAAAACUAGAGGAAUGCACCGUGCAAAAAAAACUUUGCCAAGAAAAUGGAGAAAGUGAAAGUGAUAGAGUAAGUGAAGAAGCCUUGUCAAGUCCUGUAAAUACUACCUCAGUUAUAAGUUCGCAAAAGAAAGGCUCGAAUUUAUAUCGCAGCGCCUCAGCAGCUGGUGGUACAGCAAGAACACGUUUUCCACACCGAUGUAAUAGCGAAGAAAUAGUGCCGACUGUAACAGCAGUAGUAUUGACGCAAGCUACAACACGCCGUAGCGAUGGUAACAAGCCAAUACAAAGUGAAUUGUUUUCUGCUUCAGCCCCCGAGUCAUAUACAAUGUCAGAUAUUGAAAAUAAAAAUCUGUUACCGCAGGAAAAUGUUGAAGACUCUUCUGAAGUGUUACUACGCACAAAUAAUUUACAACAAAUUGGUGCAACAGCAGAGGAUCAACGUAUAUCAGGCAAUGUGCAAAUACUCAAAAAAAGUUUUGAAGCUAAAGCGGGCGGUACUGCAACAACUGCAGCAACUCAAGCAAAUCUUACGGCCAGCUCAAAAAAAGGCCAUCAAUCACUGCCCUCAUCACCAGUAGCUCAACACGUAGACCAUAGCGGUAAUAUAAGAACAACAGUAACAAUUUCCGUUGCAACAACAACUACGACAACAGCCAUAAGUAAUGUAGAAGAGACAACAACAGCGGUUCCUACAAAAAAUACAUCAUCCAAUUCCUCAAAUUCGUCAUCAUCAUCUAGUGUAAGUGACACAAAUGAACGCAAUGUAAAAGGCUUGGUACAUAAAUAUCAAACGACUACUCCUAGCACAGCAGCUUCCAGCGCAUCAAAUACACCAGCAAUAACAACAGUAGUAGUAAAUACAUUUAGUAGCACAAAACCACGUCCACGAUCCUAUUAUGAAAAUCCUCAUUCCCACAGAUCGAUAAUGGGUAAACCACACGAUUACAGCGACAGUAGACCACCGCCAGCACCUGCCAAAUCAACAGGUUCAACAGCCACUAGCCAUAUCAUGACAGAAAGCAUUUUAGCACAACAACAUCAACAACAGCAGCGACGACUGCAACAUGGCAAAACACAUCCACUCGCUAGGCUAAGUUUACCAAAGCAAAGCUUUAAUGCAGCCGCUUAUAAUACGAUCCUUUUCCGCAUGAUACGCAAGGUUACAUAUUCAUUCAACAACAACAACAACACUUCCUCCACAAAUAACAACAAUAACACAAAAUAAUAUAUAUUUUUAAGAUAGAUAA